Molecule: messenger RNA, 1834 nt
Organism: Spirodela intermedia
Lineage: Eukaryota; Viridiplantae; Streptophyta; Magnoliopsida; Alismatales; Araceae
Source: the annotation of a GenBank genome assembly
AUGGGGGAAGGAAUCUGGGCGCUCUGCGUGGUGCUCCUAGCCGUCGCGACUUUAGGAGCCCAAGUGACCUACGGCGAUGUCCCGACGGAGGUGCAGAAGAAGAUUAACUCUAUCAACCAAAAUGGGACAUACCUUGGUGUGGUGAUACCCAACGCCUUUGAGCUGAACCCCUUGCUACAGUCUCCAAGUUAUUCACCGGACAAGGGCAUGCCGUACGUCGAUUUCGCUGGUGAAUCUCCACUACCUCAUCCAGCGUUAAACAGGGGCAAUCAAUCCAUAAAUAUAGUUUUCGAACGGUGAUAAUAGUCGGCUCAUAAGUUCUUUUUAUUUUCCUCUCGGGUCAGGGAGGAGGUUUCGCUUCGGCUCUUUAGAGGGAAAAAAGGUUAUAUUGGUCAUGACAGGACUUGGCAUGGUACGCUUUCUGUUUUCCAAAAGUGAACGAAUACCGAAAAGAAUACGAUUUCUCGACGCUUAUGAGACCUGGCUCAUAUUUUCUCUGAUGAAAUUCAUACCUUCGGUAGUCGGCCAUCAAUUCCUACAGAUAAAUGCCGCUACAACCACUCAGUUGCUCCUGGGACUAUUCAAAGUAGAAGGGGUGGUGCAAUAUGGUAUCGCCGGAAACGCGAACCCAUCAUUCAUAAUCGGCGACGUGGUUAUUCCAAGAUUUUGGGCGCACUCGGCUCUAUGGAGCUGGCAGGUAAUGUUUCAAGUUGUUUCCGCUUCCAUUCCUCCGAAGAAAAAAUCAAUUCUUAGGCUUUCUUAGUCUCCUUCUCGUCCUUUCUGUUUCGUUGUUGCAGAGAUAUGGAGAUGGCCCUAAGAACGAGCUUCCAUUCGAGAACACCGGAGACUACACGAGGAAGUAUGGUUUCCUGAAGUUCGCGGACUAUACCUCAAACGGUAAAAAUCUUAUCCCUGACGCGGAUAAUCUUCUGAACAACGUGUGGUACCAGCCAGAGGAGAUAUUUCCUGUGGACGGAAUCCCGGAGGAGAGGCAGCACGUCUUCUGGGUUCCCGUUGAUCCCCGUUACUUUGCCAUCGCCAAGAAGCUUGUGGUAAGUGGAGUUCGAAAUCGCUUUUCCAUUUUCCCAUAUCGACGCCAAACGAAUUCUCGAAAACCCGUAAUGUGUCGGAAAUUUUCGAAGCACAAGGUCAAGUUUCUUAGCUGUUCUUCCCCCAGACUUCCAUUACCGUUCAUAGACUUUCCGAAGAAUAAGAUUUACUUUUAUGGAGAAUCUUAUGCAUCAAUUACUGCCUAAAAUUUAAUCACUAUGGAAUCCGUCUUAGAUUGUUUCGAUCGUGCCGCGAAGUCAACCGAUAAUAACGUGCAUCACAAGGCAUGCCAUGGGUGACUGCACGUUCGCCUUGACAUUGUUCGUUGAAUAUGAUGCCAGUCUCAAUCACGCCUUCUUUGACCCCGUGGCACCGUGGGUUCAAAUGGAAAAUAGAUUGAAUAUCAGAGUACUAGACUGAACCAAUAUGUUAUCGUUUGCUCUACCAGGGAUUGAAGCUCAAGGGUUGUGUUAACUCGACCUUGUGCCUAACUCGCACACCAAACGUGGCUCGGGUGACCAGGGGGAUGAGCGCAAGCAUCUUCCUCGACAACGCUUCCUACAGGGACUUCCUCUUCUCCAAGUUCAAGUUCACCCCGGUCGACAUGGAGAGCGCUUCGGUGGCCCUCGUCUGCCACCAGCAGAGGAUACCGUUUAUCAUCAUCAGGGGACUCUCCGACCUGGCCGGCGGCGGCUCCGACGAGUCCAAUGAAGCCGACACAUUCGUCUCUCUGGCAGCCGAGAACACCAUCACCGCGGUUGUAGAGUUCAUCAAGCGUCUGUAA